Messenger RNA from Ilyonectria robusta, 2126 nucleotides. RefSeq lists its product as uncharacterized. The coding region runs from base 30 to 2054 and encodes 674 amino acids. The record is from RefSeq and is a predicted model, not a curated record. NCBI's taxonomy places the organism in Eukaryota, Fungi, Ascomycota, Sordariomycetes, Hypocreales, Nectriaceae. The transcript has a single exon.
AAUACAAUUCAUUCAAUCUUUAUCGCAAGAUGAUGAAACAAGUCAAGAUCCAGUCUCCCUCGUCGCGGUCUGCCAGCAGGCGGACCAGUGAAGACAAGCCGAGCCUUGAGAAUGUGCCCGAGGAGCAAGCGACGACCCCGAAUAUCCACUCGCCUCAGACGGACCGGAAAGGCUCAGUACGAAUCAGCUGGAAAAAGCAGCUGAAGUUUCGAAGCUUCAUGGGAAAGCGCUCGUCAGCGUCAUCAAGGGACUCGAGAAUAAGGGACCUCAAGAUCGUCCACCUCACAGAUCAACCGGUGAAGCCGCUCAUGCAAAUUAUGAAGGAGGACAGGGAGGAGAGGCAAAGAGCCGAGGAAUGCAGAGUGUCCACAAUGACGUUUGGGAUGUCGUUCAAUCCUUCGGAUUUGGUAGGGCCGGAGGAGGCUGAGAACUUGGACGACGAUGAAUACUCUGACGGAAUCGCCGAAUCAAUCGAUGAACUGGACUUGGAGGAGAAUGAUCCCUUCCACCUCGAAAACAGGAUUUCGGCGACCAUCACAGAAGUGACCGAGUUGAAUCUCAACGCUGUCAAUCCCGGGUACAGGAUCAACAGAGCCAUGAGCAUGAGUAGGAUGAGCGAGAGCAGCAGUGAUGAAUCGAGACCAUGUUCACCACUGCCAUUCAUCGAGGAGGCCGACAGUGCAAGCGACCAGGAAGAAAACAACAACAACUCCCAUAUCAACAAUAUCAGCAACGACAUUAUCAACGACAACAGCAGCGAUGUAUCACCGGGAGGAAGCCCACGGACCGACGACAACCACAUCUCGUGGAAUUGGGCCGAGCCAGCUCAACCUCUGGCGGCGAUGGCUCUGGCUCCGGCUCCCGCACCAAGGACAGCCACAGCCUCGCGGCCAGAAUCGAACGUGGCUUCAAAGCCGCCGCCGACGGCCUCUGCGCUGAGGGCCAACAUGGUCAUGUUGCGCCGACCAUCCCGGCCGGACAACCCGUGGAGCUGGAAGUUGCCGGCGCCGGAUCCGGCCGCGCCCAAGAUCAACACCGUCAUCGUCCGCCGGCCGUCCCGCAUGGACAACCCGUGGACGUACAAGCCGACAGGCCAUACUCCGACUCCUUCUCUGAAGGGAAGCGUCCACUCCAUGACCCGUCGCGGUUCUCGCUCCGAUGACCUCUCCAGCAACGCCUCGUCGCGGCGCGGUUCUCACGACAGUGACCAGUCUCAGUCGCCGGACAUGAGCAGGAGCUUUCCCCGGCGGCCAUCGCGGACGGACGAUCCCUGGAUUCGGCCGCUGCAUCCAUCUCCACUGAGUAAAGGAUCGCAGCCCAAGAAAGAUACCCGACGGCCGACGCCCGGGGAAGCCCUGAACUCUCACCCUGUCAUUCUCCGACAGGACAGCCUGGCAGACCCCGUCCAUGUUCGUCAGGACAGUGUAUCAGACCCAAUGUGUCGGAUGUGCCAUAUUGGAGUGGCAGAGGCAUGGGGAGUCUGCCAAAGAUGCGACGAUGAGACCUCACCAGGACCGACGCCUCAUCAUCAGGCAUUCUCCUCUAACCAAGUCGAGAAGGACAAAGAAGUACAGGGGAAGAAUAACCGCCCACCGCCCAUCGUGACCGACAAGACCUCGCCUUUCCGCCGCCAUCAACCCACCGUCUCCAUGACCUCCAACCCAGAAGCCAACGAGAUGACGCCCCCCAUCUCGCCCACCUCCUCUCAACUCUCGCCCACCGCCAUAACUUCUCGCACCAUCCACACUGUCGUGACAGUCCCACCUCCUAUUUCCGGUACGUCGCUCUCCGCACUGCCGACGCCUGAAGUACUUGCGCGGUACCAGUACGGUGUGCCAACUGCCGGCGGCAAGAUCUUGGCCAAGGGAAGGCCUCUGUCCAACGACGAACUGGCCGACUACUACUUUGACAAGAACUCGGAAUCCAAGUUCCGCGACAGAAAUGAUUCGGUGGUGAGCCGGGAGGCCCAGGGGUACAUGACCCGGGACGUGAGUCUGGAGGAGUAUGAUGGCUUCUGGGGGAGCCCAAUGAGUCCAGGGCCCGGAUGGAUCUGAUAGUCAAGAAUACUUGGCGUCUCGCCAAGUGUUGAUUCGGCUCUUGUCUCAUCGUCUUUUGUAUGAUAUCGG